AUGCGGAACGAUGUCUUUCGCAUCGAGAGGUCUCUGGGCGUGGAAGCGGAAAAUAAAGGCGAUCCGACGCGGAGGGAAGAAACGGAACCGCAGGCCGAGCGUUCGCAAAGUCAGAGCGAGUCGAAGAAACCGGAACGAGUCGGAGGAAACGUGCCGAGCAUCGGGAAUUCUUUCCGAUUGCUCCUGUUUCGUCCGUUUCCUCUGCUCCGACCGACUCGUAAACGAACGAACGUCGUGGCCUCUUCCGGUUUCGUGGAGGCGAUCCGGCACGAAGAAACGAGAUUCGACGCGGGGACAUCACCCUCGUGUUUCGAAAUCGAACAUCUCGAGUGCCGAGAACGAAACGUUCCGACCUAUCGACGGCAUCGAACGGCAUCGGAGACGGACGACCGUUACGCGGUGGAAAUACGCGAGAAGGAUGGAUCCGUCUCCGGCCUCUACGUCGUCAGGGACCCGUGGGGGAAGGAGAGAAGCACGUACUACGCCGCCGACGAGAAGGGAUUUCGACUCCUGAAACGGAAUCCCUUCCUCGAGUUCCUCCCCGAGAAGGCGACGAAGGAAGCGACGGAGGAGGCUCGCGACCCGGACGCGCCUCGGAGGAAGCGAAGCGCUCUGCAGACGGCGACCGCCAUCGCGGCACCGGGAGGGACGGCCGUCGCUCGCGGCGACUCCGUCGUCCUGGCCGGUCCCGGCGCCCUGGCCCGAGUCGCGGAAACGACCGGACGGAAGCGAGUUCUCGUCGCUCCCGCGAAGUCCAAAUUCCUCACCGUCUUCCGGGACGGACAGAAGCUGCAGGUCCAGAGGCACGGGAGCCCGUUCUUCUACUUCUUCGGUUCCUGA
Molecule: messenger RNA, 840 nt
Organism: Darwinula stevensoni
Lineage: Eukaryota; Metazoa; Arthropoda; Ostracoda; Podocopida; Darwinulidae
Source: the annotation of a GenBank genome assembly